AUGUCGGAGACCGCGCCCGCCCCCGCCGCUGAGGCAGCGCCCGCCGCCGCGCCGGCCCCCGCUCCGGCCAAAGCUCCUGCCGCCAAGGCCGCCGCCAAGAAGGCGAAGAAGGCGGCGAGCGGCUCCAAAGCCCGCAAGCCCGCGGGGCCCAGCGUCACCGAGCUGAUCACCAAGGCCGUGUCCGCCUCCAAGGAGCGCAAGGGGCUCUCGCUCGCCGCGCUCAAGAAGGCGCUGGCCGCCGGCGGCUACGAUGUGGAGAAGAACAACAGCCGCAUCAAGCUGGGGCUCAAGAGCCUCGUCAGCAAGGGCACCCUGGUGCAGACCAAGGGCACCGGCGCCUCUGGCUCUUUUCGUCUUAACAAGAAACCCGGAGAAGUCAAGGAAAAGGCUCCCAGGAAGAAAACUGCAACAGCCAAACCUAAGAAGCCGGCGGCCAAGAAGCCCGCCAGCGCCGCCAAGAAGCCCAAGAAAGUUGUGACAGCGAAGAGCCCCAAGAAGGCAAAGAAGCCAGCGGCCAAGAAAGUAGCCAAAAGCCCGAAGAAAGCCGCAAAGACUACCAAGCCCAAGAAAGUGGCGGCAGCACCGAAGAGCCCAGCUAAGGCAAAGGUGUUAAAACCCAAAGCAGCCAAGCCUAAAGCCGCAAAGGCAAAAGUGGCCAAGGCAAAGAAGGCAGCGCCCAAGAAGAAGUAACUCCCUCAUUGCGUGAAAGCCUUGAGCUUCACUUACAAACCCAACGGCUCUUUUAAGAGCCACCCAAAUUUUCUUUAAAAGAGCUGAAAUCCGGUUUUGAGGGGUAAUAUGCUUUUAUGUAACGAAGAGGGUUCGCGAAUUUAAACGCUGGAAUAGCUUUUAAAC
Molecule: messenger RNA, 855 nt
Organism: Catharus ustulatus (Swainson's thrush)
Lineage: Eukaryota; Metazoa; Chordata; Aves; Passeriformes; Turdidae
Product: histone H1.11L-like
Exons: 1
Coding region: 1-690 (229 amino acids)
Biological process (GO): nucleosome assembly
Cellular component (GO): nucleosome
Molecular function (GO): DNA binding; structural constituent of chromatin
Source: RefSeq, a predicted model, not a curated record